CUUGGCGCGACGACUUGUCGCUGAAUUUCGAUUAAUUCAAAGCAGGCAUUUUCUUCAACAAGCUGAGAACAACGUUGGAUGGCUUUCUCGCCUUUUCCUAUUGAAUAGAUGCUAUCGAGCAUUGCCGCGUGGGAAGGGCCAUAACUAGCCGGCUACCAUCGCUGCAACCUGGCCGGCUGAUUCCGCCAUAUUACGACUCUGGGCGGACUGUGAUCUGAUGGCGUUGAGACGGUCGAGGUCCCCAUCGACCCCAUCGGAGGGUGAGAUCAUCGAAUCAGGUUCAGAUACGAAGGCAACUACGUCGCAGACUUCUCUUAAUGACAUAAAGGUUGACCGUAACACCAGACACGAUAUAUACUCUCCGAGAUCCCCUGUAUCUGUGGGAAGAUCCAGUCACCGCGAGAGAUCGAGAUCCCGGUCGCCCUAUCGCCCCUCAAGAGGCGAAAAGCGCAGACGCGAUGAUUACGACUACGACAGAGGCAGCCGACGAACUCCAAGCUUGAGAUACGAUGAUAGGUACUAUGGUAGGAGCGAUUCACGCCGGCAUCGCCGCCCGUACUAUGAUCAUGACCGGAGUGAUGCCUACGACAGGCAUCGUCUCUCCUACAGUGAUGACUACGAUAGACGCGCUGAAAAGCGCCCUCGAACUCGGAGUCGAUCUCCCUACCGUGAACCGAGAAAGCAAAAACAGUAUUCCGAUGAGCAGGAAAGAAGGGAUGAGAGAUCUUCGGCUAGACCAGCAGACAGCCACUCGCAUCCUGAGGGAAGAAGGUUAUCUACAGAACAGUCAGUGAGCGAACGGGGAAAUCCCUCUGUUAGCGCUCAAAAAGCAAGACAGGAAGCUGAAUAUCGAGGGACUCAGAUGCAGCAGACUUCCGUCACCGAAACGAGUGUCUCUAAUGGCGUUGCACCUAAUAACGAUGCUCCUAUGGAAGAUGAAACUCCCUCUGAGCCCGUUGAUGAAGCCGCCCUAAUUGAGCAGCGACGCAGACGUCGUGAAGCUAUAAAAGCUAAGUACCGUGGUCAAGCGACGCCUCUUCUUGUCCAAGCUCUUCAGACUGGGAAUGAGACAGGAUCUACUGCAUGCGAUGCCAGUGAGGCCGUCUCCAAACCGGACUUGUCAGGUCGCCAAGGUUCACCUACGAACACCCUAGACGAUACAUCUACUGCUCAAUCUCCCACAGACCUCCAUGUUUCCCGAGAUGAAGACCUUGCAAACACUGACUUGCAAAGUAGAAGUGGGCUAGAAAAGGAAGAGGCUUCCGCAGCUGAUUAUGACCCGACCGCCGACAUGAGGCAGGAAAAAAUGAAACAUGAUAAACGCCAUUUUGGCGAAGAUAUGCCGGCAAGCGCGUAUGAUGAAACCAAGGUAACAAGGCAGGAAGUGCUUGUUCCGGAGCCAACAGCAGCAGACCCAAAUCAGAUGAAAGCGAAGGAUCCAUUUGAUAUGUUUGCUGAAGAUGACGACAUGUUUGCCGAGGAGCCUCCCAGUACAGCGGCGCAAAAUGCUCAAGCGCAGAUUGCCGUCAAGCCAAGCAUUGCCCAGCCACAAGAACUUGACAUGAGUAUGAUGGACAAUUGGGACGAUCCUGAAGGUUACUACAAUGUGAUGCUGGGUGAGUUGAUCAAUGGACGGUACCACGUUCAACAAAAUCUGGGCAAAGGAAUGUUUUCUUCAGUUGUUCGCUGUACGGACUCAAAAACUGGAAGGCUGGUUGCCGUGAAAAUUAUUCGUAACAAUGAUACUAUGCGCAAGGCAGGUUUCAAGGAGAUAGAAAUACUGCAGCAGCUACGAGCUGCCGACCCGGAUGAUAGGAAACACAUUAUCAGGUUUGACCGGCAGUUUGAGCACAAAGGACACUUGUGCAUGGUGUUUGAAAAUCUCAGCAUGAACCUUCGGGAGGUUUUGAAGAAAUUUGGCCGAGAUGUGGGUAUCAAUUUGCGCGCCAUCCGGGCCUAUGCUCAGCAAAUGUUUCUCGGGUUGAGCCUUUUGCGCAAAUGCAAUAUUAUCCAUGCGGAUCUAAAACCCGACAACCUACUUGUGAACGAGAAUCGAAAUCUUUUGAAACUGUGCGACCUCGGGUCGGCCUCUCCGAUUACCGAAAACGAGAUCACACCUUACCUUGUCAGUCGUUUCUAUCGUGCUCCUGAGAUUAUACUCGGCAUCCCAUACGACUAUGCGAUAGAUGUGUGGUCAAUUGGAUGUACGCUCUUUGAGCUUUACUCGGGUAAAAUCCUCUUUACGGGUCGCACCAACAACCAAAUGCUACGCUCCAUGAUGGAGUGUCGUGGCAAAUUCCCCCCGAAAUUUUUACGUCGAGGAUCACUUACUCACUUACAUUUUGAUGAUCUCCUAAAUUUCCGCAGCGUUGAGGAAGAUAAAAUUACUGGACGGAUGGUGACGAAGAUAUUAGAUUUUAAGAAACCAACUCGAGAUUUGAAGACGCGACUGAUAGGCAAAGGAGCGAGGCUCAGCGAUACAGAAGCAAGGGAGAUAAACCUGUUUAUUGACCUAUUGGAUCGCUGCUUAAGUCUGAACCCUGAAAAGAGAUGCACCCCAUCGGAAGCCCUGAGACAUCCUUUCAUUGCAAGGAGCAAGGCCUGACCGGGUAGUCCUUGUUCAAUGAGCCUACAUACAUGAAGGCGGAUCUACGGGAACAUGGUGACUAAAGAAGCGGGCUCUUGUAAUUGUUGAUGAAGACAGACAUUUGCAGCACUUUUUGGCACUUUAGAGGUGAUGUCAAGUAUUACACAACAUAGUAUUUACAUGGUGGCAAGGAGUCAUUGGUUUAAUAUG
Molecule: messenger RNA, 2797 nt
Organism: Coccidioides posadasii C735 delta SOWgp
Lineage: Eukaryota; Fungi; Ascomycota; Eurotiomycetes; Onygenales; Onygenaceae
Product: U4/U6 small nuclear ribonucleoprotein prp4, variant 2
Biological process (GO): mRNA cis splicing, via spliceosome; peptidyl-serine phosphorylation; peptidyl-threonine phosphorylation
Molecular function (GO): protein serine/threonine kinase activity; ATP binding
Source: RefSeq, a predicted model, not a curated record